Molecule: messenger RNA, 1413 nt
Organism: Pseudozyma flocculosa PF-1
Lineage: Eukaryota; Fungi; Basidiomycota; Ustilaginomycetes; Ustilaginales; Ustilaginaceae
Exons: 2
Coding region: 1-1413 (470 amino acids)
Biological process (GO): exonucleolytic trimming to generate mature 3'-end of 5.8S rRNA from tricistronic rRNA transcript (SSU-rRNA, 5.8S rRNA, LSU-rRNA)
Molecular function (GO): 3'-5'-RNA exonuclease activity; nucleic acid binding
Source: RefSeq, a predicted model, not a curated record
AUGACUGCAGCCGCCCUGACGGUCCAUGAGCUCCGCGAAGAGCUCACCAAGCUCGGCCUCGACAGCAAGGGCGUCAAGCCCCAGCUGAGGCAGCGCCUGCGCAAGGCUCGCGCCUCUGCCUCGCCCCAACAUGACCGCGCCGAACCCCACGCCGAUCGUGCACCGCGCUGGACGCCAGAGCACGACUCGUUCCUCGUCCUCGACGUCGAGGCCACCUGCGAGGUGACCCGUCGGUACGGCUACGACGACCGCGGCCCCCCGGUCGGCUCCCCCGGCGCCUACUACUCGGCCAAGAUCACCAAUUACGACUACCCCAACGAAAUCAUCGAGUUUCCCGUGGUGCUGCUGCAGUGGAACGAGGAUCGCACCGCGCUCGAGACAAAAGACACGUUUCAGUCGUAUGUUCGCCCCGUCUGGCGGCCGAAGCUUAGCCAGUUCUGCAAGGACCUCACGGGCAUCACGCAGGACCAGGUCGACCAGGCCCCGACGUGGACCGAGGUCCUGGUCCGCUUCUACGACUUUCUGCAGAAGCACGGCCUGCUCAAGCUCAAGUCGCAGGUCCAGCCUGGGCUGUCGCAGCUGCUCGACCAGCGCCUCCGUCCCGGCGUGGCCUGGGUCACCCACGGUCCGCACGAUCUCCGCGACUUUGUCAUCAAGCAGUGCUGGAUCUCGGGCCGCAACGACCGCGUCCACUUUGGCGCGCCCCCGCUCUUUAUGCGCGGGCCGCUGGUCGACGUCCGCAAGGGCAUCUCGACCCUGUUUGACUGGGAGGUCGAGUACCUGACCAAGGCCGCCAGGGCCACCAAGAAGGCGGGCCACAACGACGCUGCUCCGACCAAGGUCGAGUUUGGCGGCGACGACGGCUUCCAGGUGGUCGCUGCGCCCUCGACCCACGUGCGGCCCGCCGCUGCGCCCGCUCUCACCGCCGGAGGCCUGACCAAGCAGGACCUCUCGCUCAAGGGCUUGCUCGAGCUGCUCGGCCUGGGAGCCUUUGAGGGUCGCGAGCACUGCGGCCUCGAUGACACCCGCAACGUCGCCCGCCUCGUCGUCGAGCUGGGCCGCAGGGUCGCAGCCAUGUCGCGCGGGGAGGAGAUCCUCUUCCAUCGCAACGUCGACGAGGCCGGCCAGGGCGCUGCCGCCGUCGUUUCCUCCGCCGAUCAGGAGGUACCAUCGUCCUCGGCCUCGUCCGGUACCCACGCCGCCGCACCGCCCUCGCCACCGGCGCGCGGGCCGUCCCGGCGCAGCGUGGAGAAGGCAGGCAAGAUGGAGCGGACGUGCCUGACUCCCAAUAUCCGCACCGACCGAGUCGAGAAGCGGUGGCGCUUCAUGGGCAAGACGGUCGGCGUCGUCGUCUGGAAAUUUCCGCCAGAGGACGAGGGGCAGCCUUGCGCUGCUUCCGCCGCCGCGCCGUAG